Messenger RNA from Camellia sinensis, 747 nucleotides. NCBI's taxonomy places the organism in Eukaryota, Viridiplantae, Streptophyta, Magnoliopsida, Ericales, Theaceae. The record is from RefSeq and is a predicted model, not a curated record.
AUGGCCAAUUUUCUUAAACACCUCCCCACUCUCUUCACCUUUAUAACUUUGUUAUCACUAUUAAUAAUUUCAUCUACUUCUGCCUUUUCACCUACUGUAGCCACCUGGUAUGGAGAACCUAUUGGUUUUGGGACCACUGGGGGUGCUUGUGGAUAUACCGAUAUUCUUGGAAAAGCUCCAUUCUAUAAAAUGGUAUCAGCCGGAGGCUAUGCUCUAUUCGAAUCAGGCAUGGGAUGUGGUACAUGUUAUCAGGUGAAAUGUACAUCAAAUCCAGCAUGCUCAGGGUUUCCAAUAACGGUAACUAUAAGUGAUUUAUGCCCUGGUAGUUGCGGCGCAUAUCAAUUUGAUCUAAGUGGGGCUGCUUUCGGUGCAAUGGCUAUUCGUGGUCGAGAAAAUGAAUUGCGCAAUGUUGGCAGAGUGCAGAUUCAAAGGGUUCCAUGUCACUACACUGGUUUUAACUUGGCAUUUAGGGUAGAUAGUGGAUCAAACCCUUUCUAUUUUGCUACAGCAAUUGAGGAUGAAAAUGGAGAUGGUGAUCUCUCCAGAGUUGAACUCCAAAACGGUGCCUCAGGUCGCUGGCUUCCAAUGCAACGGUCAUUUGGUGCUGUUUGGAAACUCAAUGCCGCAGUGCCCGGCCCCCUCUCUUUCCACAUUACGUCAUCUUCCGGCAAGACUGUGGUGGCUACAAACGUUAUUCCGGUGGGAUGGAAGCCUGGUCAGACAUACUAUUCACGUGUAAAUUUUUGA